Messenger RNA from Pararge aegeria (speckled wood butterfly), 939 nucleotides. RefSeq names its product fungal protease inhibitor-1-like (gene CP8). Gene Ontology annotation, molecular function: peptidase inhibitor activity. The coding region runs from base 94 to 411 and encodes 105 amino acids. Lineage: Eukaryota; Metazoa; Arthropoda; Insecta; Lepidoptera; Nymphalidae. Gene Ontology annotation, biological process: negative regulation of peptidase activity. The transcript has 3 exons. The record is from RefSeq and is a predicted model, not a curated record.
AUGUCCGUAUAACUGCUGAAGUGCGCUUUUACUCUGUUAUUUAAUUUUGUGGGCUUGCAACAGUUGCACGGAAAGUUUCAGACGAAAGACAAGAUGAAAGCCGUACUGAUCUUAGCAAUCGUAGCGUGUGCCGUAGCUCUGGCAUACGGCGACCUUGUCUGCGGUUCCAGCUAUUGUAAGCAGAACCCUUGCUCUACGAAGCUACCCUCAUCAAGCUGCAGUCCACCUGCCACUUUCCGUGCCCAGCAUGCUGGCAAAUGCGCUUGCUGCCCAGCCUGCGUAACCUUAUUAUCUGAAGGAGCAGCAUGCAAGACGUACAGCAAAGAACUUGGAGAGACUCCGUCCGCCAUAUGCAAAGAACCCCUCAAAUGCCUUACUGGAGUUUGCACUAAAGUCACUCCCAGAGGUUAAAAUGCCUUUAAUAUUAAAAUAUUCAAAGCGAGCUACAAGCAUCGUAACACAUUAUAUAUACCUAUCUACGCGACCUCGUGUUGCAAACACUUUACUCUCAAAACUAACUAACCAUCUUACGAAUAAAACUUUUGGCACUUCCGAUUAAUACCUAUAAAAACGCAUCGGGACAUCAUUAUUAGUAUUUAUUUAAAUAUUAGCACUUUAAAUAUUACACUAUAAAGAGUAUGUGUACAUUUAUUUUUUUAAUAAAAGCGAGUUCCAAAUAUUACCUGUCACCUGCUGGUGUCAACUAUGUUACAGUGUAAAAUACUAUAUCUUCUAAAUAAACUACACUCUGAAUAAAUGUUAAAUGUUAAAUGGUAAUAAUGUGAGUUGUUCACAAAGAACUAGUAACACAAUAAACUUAACGAUGACUUAAAAUUGAAAAACUUGAACAGAAUCCGUGCCUCUGUUAAUCAUUUUUAAUCUUAAUGUAAUUUUGUUAACCUGAUUACGUAGUUUUAAUAACAGUGCUAAGUUUCUCGA